Molecule: messenger RNA, 4181 nt
Organism: Cornus florida
Lineage: Eukaryota; Viridiplantae; Streptophyta; Magnoliopsida; Cornales; Cornaceae
Product: transcription termination factor MTEF18, mitochondrial-like
Exons: 3
Coding region: 342-2018 (558 amino acids)
Biological process (GO): chloroplast organization; regulation of DNA-templated transcription
Cellular component (GO): chloroplast
Molecular function (GO): double-stranded DNA binding
Source: RefSeq, a predicted model, not a curated record
UGGGUCUUCUUGUAAAUGCUGUUCAUUUUAGAUAAGAGCAAUGGCAGUUCCGGUGACCUAGAACAUCGAUUAAUAACUCUCGGAACAGCCGUUGAUAAGGUAAGAGUUCACCGUUAGCAGUGGCAGUUCCGGUGACCUAGAGCAUCGAUUAAGAGCAAGCUCCAAUGGAUUUGUUCGAUCAUCUCAAUCCGGUGGCCGUCUGGUUGGUGGACGUGCACGAACAGGACGGCUCUAUUCGUUCAAAAGGUCGGUUGAUUCUUCAUAUAUAAUAGCUAUUGUAUUGCUUAAACUUGUCCCUUUUUAAUAUUUCCUUUGCAUCAUACACUGAAAAUCUCAUCGCCAUGACCCAUAUACUGAAACUUCUCAGAUGGGUUUCUCUAAAUUUCUAUGAAAACCAAUUUAGAUCAUCAAAAACAAGCAUUUGGGCAACUGGGUCGCACCACAUUGCGCAAUACCGUAGGUAUUUCGGAACUAAUUUUACCUCUCAGCAAGAAGCCCAAGCUGCUUUAUUGGAAUACCUGCAUUCCACUAGAAGCUUGCAGUAUAUGGAUGCUGAUGAUAUGAGCAGAAACUCACCACUUUUCCUUGAAAAGCUGUUAAAGAAGUUCAAGAAUGAAGUAGAUGUUGGGUGGUCCAUAACACGGUUGUUGCGGUACCACCCCAUUAACGAGUUUGAACCCUUUUUUGAGAGCAUUGGUUUAAAACCUUCCGAGUAUUCUACACUUCUGCCUCGUAACUUAAUGUUUCUGAAUGAUGAUGAAACUUUGCUAAAAAACUUUCAUGUUUUGUGUGAUUAUGGUAUUGCACGAAAUAAGAUCGGAAGGAUCUACAAGGAAGCAACGGAAGUUUUCAGAUAUGAUGAUGGUGUUUUGCAGUCAAAGCUUCAAGCUUUUGAAGAAAUGGGGUUGAACCAGUCUACUGUAAUCAAGAUUGUUUCUUCAAGUCCUUAUCUUUUGAUUGGGGAUACAAAUAGGGAGCUUCCUAAGAUAUUAGAAAAAUUCAAGUCUGUUGGGAUCGAAUAUGGUUGUAUUGAGGGGCAUUUAUUAGAGGGGAAUUCUUAUAAUUGGAGCCAUAUGUUUGAGCUUUUAUGCUUAUUGAGCAAUAUGGGUUGCAGUGAGGAGCAAUUAAAAGGUAUAAUCUGUCAGCAUCCGGGACUUCUAUUCCAAAAUUCUGGAAAUAUGUCCUUUACACUAAUCGGGUUCUUAAUGAAAUUUGGUGCCACGAGGAAUGAGAUAUGUUCUAUGUUUCUGCAGUUCCCACAAGUCCAGGUUGAGCACUUCGUUUGCAAUUUGAGGCAUUGCUAUCACUUUUUUAUCGAAAUUAAGAUGCAAGUGGAAGAGAUUGAGACGAUUGUUCGUUCACACCCCGUAUUGCUGGGUUCAUGUCAUCUAAAGAAACUCAACAGCUUAAUUGUUGGCUUGAGUACUGGGAAGACGCGACUCUGUCAAAUCAUCAAAAAGAACCCACAAGAGCUGAAGAAUUGGGUUCUUGGAUCAAGGCUGAAACCGUUACCAAACUCGGGGGCGAAACUAAGGUCAAAGACGAUGAAGAUUAAGUUCUUGUUGGACUUGGGAAUCGCUGAAGACUCAAACGAAAUGAGAAAAGCUCUCAAAGUGUUCCGAGGCAAUGGAGAAGAACUUCAGGAGAGAUUUGAUUGUUUUGUGAAUGCUGGUUUGAAUAAGAAGGAUGUUAAAGUUAUGAUCAAAUUAGCUCCUCAAGUUCUUAACCAAAAAAAGGAGGUGAUUAAUAUGAAGAUUGAUUUUCUUGUAAAUGAACUGGGGUAUCCCUCGUCAUCUUUAGUGGCAUUUCCAGCAUAUCUUAACUACACAAUUCAGAGGGUCAAGCUUAGGUUCUCAAUGUAUAAUUGGCUCAAAGAUCAAGGGACUGUAGAACGCAAUUUGGCUUUGAGCACUAUUGUCGCAUGCACAGAUAAAAUAUUCAUGAAUCAGUAUGUAAUUAAUCACCCCAGAGGCGCUGAAGUUUGGCAGAAGCUGAAGAGACAGAUUUCUUCUGAUUGAAAAUCAUGACGAACUUUUCACUUGUACUUCUACCAACUCUCCCAUGCAAAUUGUCUCAAGGUUGACACAGGGAUACUUAUUCUGUAACUCUUAUGACUCAUCCAUUAUCCAGCAUAUUCAGAAAUAUAUUGCAGACUGAGGCCAUUUUUUUUAAGAUCAGUUUAACCAGCACGAAGCAAGAAAGAUCUGAGACCAGGGAUAAGGUCAGUUUACUGGUACCACUGGUGGAAACAUGUCAAAAUAUUCCAGAUGAAUUAGCCAGAAGAAUUUUAAGGUUGGAUCUGCAUUAUGCAAUGCAUGCGCUGUCUACGCGGCCUGCCGGAAGAGGAGAUUGUCUACGGAUCUAACCUUUUGUAUCAUUUUAUACAAAAUGAUUGCUGUCAUGCUUGAACAGUCAACCUCAUGCUCAUCAGUCCGGGCCUUUACCAUCAAUGGGCCCUAGUUAAUUUUAGUGGUUGGAUGAUUAAUAUUAUUCUGAUUGAGGGGACAUGGGACUUGCUCUUAUUUCGGUUUAUAGGGGUGAGGAUUAGUGAUUGCUGAGUUAUGGUUUAUAUCACAUUGUUCUCUAGCACUUUUAUUUCUAGGAGAUGCUUCAUUGGAGGUCAUUUUUUCUUAACGAAUUCAAGAAGCUAGUCAUGAGUAUAUGGAAUGCAAAGUAAUAAUCUAUGGCCUUCCUUGCAUGUUUCAUCUUUGCUUUGUAAAAUAAAAAUUCGUGAAAAUGAUAAGGUGAGAUAAAAUUUAUGCAUUGUUGCCCUUUAACUUCUCCAUUUCUUUCUUUCAAAUGUUAAAGAUACUCCCUUUCCCCUUUCUUUUUGCUUUUCUCUCUAUUACUUUUUAGCUUUGGAUGCAAAUGAACCAUGUUGUGCCAAGCUUCUCAUACCCAUUUUCUUCCAUGUUCAAUUCAUUUUCUUUCUGAUAAAGCUAAUUAGUUUCUACUUAUGCCGGUCGGUAUCUGGUUGUUGUGUGUGCCAUUUGGAGAGAGGAAUUUCAGAAUUUUGCAGGAAAAUUUUCUCCUCAGUCCUCCAUCAUUGCAGUCAUCAAGGAUGUGGUUAGUGCAAAUUAACUACUUUGAAGUUCAGAGAUUCAGCUAUUGCUAGAUCCACUGCAUCUUCUUGGUCUCUCCCUAGCUCUUGCAUCGUUCCCGGGGCUGGGCUGGAGUGGGUUAAUGUUUGAUUGUUGGUUGUUGCUCGGUUUGUGGUUAUGUUCUAGACUUCUCAGUCGCUUCUGGCCGGUUUGCCUCUGUAGUAGGUUUUCUUGUGGCUGUAUGUUGGUGGUUGUUGCAGCUUUUUUUUUUUUCUUUUUCCAGUAAGUAUUUCUAGGGUUUUUUGAGAUAGUUGUUAGCAUUGGUAGGUUUUUUGUUGCAGCCGUACUUGUAUGUUAGUUUCUCAAAUGCUCCUGGUUGCCUCAGUUUCAACUGUUUGCUGUGUAUUUUGCAGAUAUGUUUGUUGCAGUGUUCCAUCUUAUUGUUGGUGGUAGUUCUGUGUAGGCUCUGUUAGUAGUGCCUUUAGUUCUCAGGUUGUGUGCCUUUAGGUUGUUGGAGCUUGAAAAAUGGCAGUUCUUUGUAGGCUCUGUCACUGCCUUUAGUUCUCAGGUUGUGUCUUUAUACAUAUUAUGUUCAUUAAUACUAUAUUUUGUCAUGAUAAUUCUUAAAUUAAUUUGAAAUUUAAAAAAAAGGAAAGAAAAUUUUGUUAGCAAGUGAAAUAAAGCCGUUUUAAAAAAUCAGCCACAAGAAUUAUAUGAAAUGGAUUUAUGGUUGACGUUAGUGUGUGUGUGUGUGUAUUUUGACAUGAGUAAUUAGACUUAAUUGUUCCAGUUUGACAAGUAGGCCACUAGACCUGAAUAUCAUUUUCUUUUUUUCUUUUUUCUUUUUUUUUUUUGAAAGGUUAUGUUAAUGCGUAGGUGUUAUUGAGGUUAGAUUGGAGUCAAAUUUAAGCAUGGGGCAAGAAACUCCUAUCACAUUGGUAGUGCAGGAAAAUUUAGCCAUUAAUCAUUUCUAUUUAACCAGAACAAUCUCAGCAAUUAGGGCACAUUUGCAGAUGAAUGAAAGAAGCACCAGCAAAAAAUUCUUUAGUCAACUACAAAAACUUGUUAGGACAGGAAGAUUAUACGUAUAUGGAGUCUCUCUCUUCUGGUUUCAGGUUGAGGGAAUAUUAUUUGUCUGGG